Messenger RNA from Saccoglossus kowalevskii, 1695 nucleotides. RefSeq lists its product as uncharacterized. Lineage: Eukaryota; Metazoa; Hemichordata; Enteropneusta; Harrimaniidae. The record is from RefSeq and is a predicted model, not a curated record.
AUUCUGUAUCGUGUUUGCAUUCGCGCUAAGCUAUAUAAAGGUUGUACGUGUUGUCGAGGAGCGGAUACCGGGUAACUCCUACUCUUAGGCCUAGUAUCAGAUUAGAAUCUAUUUGCUGUUGUUACAUAUAUGAUAUAGUAAAAUGGCACAUGCUUCAAAUGAUGACUUCAGCGGCUACAGACAGAGGAUUACACCUGAGUACAUUGAGAAACAGAAGAAAAGAUUGUUGGAGCUAAAAGAAGAAAUUAGAACAAAACCAGACGAAUCAAAGGACAAUUUGAUAAAACUGCUACCGACAUUAAUGGAACUUGGUAUUGAUAAUGGUGGAAUGAGUUACCAGAUGGUGGAUGAGCGGAGAAGCAGACUUGAUUCUUAUCAGACAACGUUAAACGAGAUUGAUGGGUUUCCUUUGCCUGACUUUAAUGACAGGGAACGGAGGGAAACCUAUUGCGAAAGUGUAAGUAAAUGGUUCACUAAGAAAUAUAAGAAUAUCAAACAACUAUUCUUUGGAGGAAACAUGACUGCUGAGGACAGUGAAGAUGUCUAUAAUGAAGUGUGGAAUAAACUUCAGCGAGAAGAAGUACAGAGUGCCCUUGAAUACCUUAAAACCCAGGUCCGUGACUCCAGACAAAAGUACCUGAAACUAGCCAUCACAAGUCAAGCUCGAUCGUGCUUUCUCGCUUUUGGUAUGUUUCUUUUUGAGAUGUACACCACCCAUGAAGCCAUUGGUGAUUUACACAAUAAAUUAACUGGUAGAGUUGACCAGCGAAUAACCGAUGUUAAGAAAGAAAUAGAGGAGCUAAUUAAGGACACAAAGCAAUGCUCAGAUAACUUUAAAAAGACCGGGAAACCGUCGAUUCCAUUUGACUCAUUGAUUGGUGACUAUAACCGUGUGAAACAGAAGAUAGAACAAUUAGCACGUGACCUUUUAGGCAUGCAAAGUGAGAUGAAACAAGGAAGAAUGAAGCAUGGGUUUGGUGCAGCAGUAAAUGGUAUGGAAACUUACAAUGCUUACCAACAAGCAAAGAUGUCGAUGGAGUACCUACCUGGGUGGUGGAAAGUAUUGGCUGUCGCAAUUCCUAUAGCCCGUGGUAUAAUGACUAUGGGUCAUGGGAUAUCUGCUGUCCAGUGUCAUCAAGCGCUACAGGCAAUAGCUGAACGACUAGAUGAGACCGAUAAACUUAAACAACUGCUGGAGGACGGUAUGAAAAUAUUGGAUGAACUUUUGGACAAUGCCUUGUUGAAAUGUACAUGAUGGACGAGAUGGACUUCAGGAGAAGGCCAUAAGUAAAACGCACUCGCGAAUAAUUUUGAAGAAAUUAAAACAAUUUUACCAGCAAUCAAAAUACAAGAGGAUAAUAACAAAAUAAUCAUGUUAUCGUGGGGAAAAACUAAUCACAAAUAUUUUUGAAAUGUUCAACAUUUUUAAGAAAUAUUAAUUGCUGUUAUAUGCUGCUCUAUAUAAGUUGCAGCUAAUGUAUGUGUGUUUGGGGGGGGGUUUGUUUGUGUGUGCAAGUCCGAUUUUGUUUCACGGUAAUUCAAGAGCCACUUUGCACAGCUAUAUGAACACCAUACCUGAUUGUUGGUACAAACGUUUGUAUAAUAUUUAAUCUGUUUUAGCAUUUUAAUUGCAUCUGUCUGCUUGCUGUGUGUAGAUUAGUAUCUGAAAUUACAUUAAUUAACAAAUUUGAUUAA